AUGGCGGCAGCAGCAGCUGCCGAGGCACCCUCACCUGCAGCGCAGCAGCAGCAGCAGCAGCAGCAGCAGCGGGAGCAUGAAGAACAGCAGCAGGAGCAGCAACAACAGCAACAACAACAAGAGCAGCAACAGGGAGAGGAAGAGCCGCAGCAGCCCUACGAUGCGGAGUCACUUGUUGCUGCCUUAAUGGCGUCGCCGGCCUUCGAGCCUUUGAAAAAACGAAGCAUCGUCAGUGGAGCUGUUGUUGAGGAGUCUCUUUCGGCUGAGGACUGCAAACAAAGUUUGCUGCAGCUCAUCAACGCCCACCCGCACGUCUUCCUAGAGCGCCACGGGCGUUUGCUGCCUGAGGCGGCGGUGAGGUGUCUCGGCAGGCACUUCAGCACCCGUCCUGAAGUACAGUAUUACGUUGAGCGGCUAUGUGGGGAAGGCAGCAGCAACAGCAAGCAGCAUACAAAGCCUACCAAGGCGCAGCAGAAUCGCCGUCUGCAGCGCAUGCGGCAGCUGCAAGAAGAAGGCGUCUUCUUCUCGGAAGCAUCACUGAAGCAAGUCGAGCCUGCUCUGUACGAGGAGAUGGUCGGACGUUUCGAGUGUAACUACGCCCUGGCGGCUAAGACCCCUACUGCAGCAGAAGCAGCAGCAGCAGCAGCAGAUGCUACAUCGUCAGCAGAAGCAGCAGCGACAGCAGCAGCUGCUGCUGCAACAGCAGCAAAAGACGCAGAUGAAGAAGACGAGCUUGCUGCUGCUGCCGCAGCAGCAGUAGCAGCAGCAGCAGCGGAAGCAGCAGCUGCUGCAAAAGCUGCAGCAGAAUCUCCCGAGACCCCCACUGCCAUUGUCCCUGCUUCUGCUGCACUACAGCAUGCUGCGGCCAGCAGCAGCAGCAGCAGCAGCAGCAGCAAGAGAGGCGUUUUAUAUAGUACGAUGUUAGACAGGGCUUACGACAGAGAAGAAGAAGAGGACAGAAUAAACAAACAGCAGCAAAUCUGGAGGCAGCAAGAAAAACUCUUCUAUGCACAACUCAAACGCAUGCAGCAGCAGCAGCAGCAGCAGCAGCAGCAGCAAGCAACAGCAAACACAGGCUACGAUAGGGAAGAUGCAGCAACUGCUGCAGCAAACCAACAAAGAAGUGAAAAGAGAGAAGACACCGAGAAAGAGAUGCAGCAGCAGCAGCAGCAGCAGCAGCAAGAUCAGCAGCAGCAGCAGCAAAAGAUUUCUGUCUUAGCCGAGGUGGAGCCCCAGCGAAAAAUUGAUCGCGGCUCUGCUGCAGCCCGGCAGCAGCAACAGCAGCGACUGCAGCAGCAGCAUAAGCAGCAGCAACAGCAGCAGCAGCAACAGCAGCAGCAGCAGCAGCAGCAGCAACAGCUGUUUGGGUCGGAGGAGGCGGAGGUCCUGCAAAUUUCGCCAGAAGAAUUCGAAAACAACAGAAGAGAUUUUAUUGAAGUGAUGCGGCUGCGGUUUUUGGGGGGCGAAUUUCCAGGCGUUGAUUUUGCUGCCAUCGAUGCAGACGACUCUCUCGAUGAUAUCGCUCAGGUGAACAGAGACCUUCAGGACGCGUACUUCGACGCUGACUGA
This is a messenger RNA of Eimeria acervulina, 1569 nucleotides long. RefSeq lists its product as hypothetical. The coding region runs from base 1 to 1569 and encodes 522 amino acids. NCBI's taxonomy places the organism in Eukaryota, Apicomplexa, Conoidasida, Eucoccidiorida, Eimeriidae. The transcript has 9 exons. The record is from RefSeq and is a predicted model, not a curated record.